Raphanus sativus (radish) is the source of this 985-nucleotide messenger RNA. RefSeq names its product PRA1 family protein B2. Gene Ontology annotation, biological process: vesicle-mediated transport. Bases 60 to 674 code for a protein of 204 amino acids. The record is from RefSeq and is a predicted model, not a curated record. Gene Ontology annotation, cellular component: Golgi apparatus; endoplasmic reticulum. The transcript has a single exon. NCBI's taxonomy places the organism in Eukaryota, Viridiplantae, Streptophyta, Magnoliopsida, Brassicales, Brassicaceae.
UCAACUACAGUUUCCACUUCCCACACUCUCUCAGUCUCUCACCCACUCCACCGACACCAAUGUCUUCUCCGGCGACACUCCCCGUCACCAACCAGCAAGCCACUCAACCCCAACCCCACGCCUUCCGCACAUUCCUCUCACGUCUCUCCACCUCCCUCCGCGACAGCCUCUCCCAACGCCGCCCGUGGAUAGAACUCAUAGAUCGAAACUCCUUCGCCAGACCCGACUCUCUCGCCGACUCCUUCUCCCGGAUCCGCAAGAACCUCUCCUACUUCAAAGUCAACUACUCCGCGAUCAUCUCCCUCGUCCUCGCCUUCUCCCUCCUCUCCCACCCUUUCUCUCUCCUCGUCCUCCUCUCCCUCCUCGCCGCGUGGAUGUUCCUCUACCUCUUCCGCUCCUCCGACCGGCCUCUGGUUCUCUUCGGGCGCGGCUUCUCGGACCGCGAGACGCUGCUCGGUCUCGUCCUGACGACGGUCGUGGUCGUGUUUAUGACGAGCGUCGGGUCUUUGUUGACCUCGGCGUUGACUGUCGGUGUGGCGAUCGUUUGCUUGCACGGCGCGUUUAGGGUUCCUGAUGAUCUGUUCUUGGACGAGCAGGAGCCUGCUGCUAAUGCUGGGUUGCUCUCCUUCAUUGGUAACUCUGCUGCUGCUUCCGUUGUCGCGGGACGAGUUUGAGUUCGUUCGUAGUGGUGAAACUCUGUUUCUUGGUUUAGGGUUUUGUGUGUAGAUUCGGUCUAAAAGAUGCAGCCUUUACACGUUGUAAGAUCACUAAGAUCACGUUACCUUAAAUCAAUUGGAUACUCUGUUUCUGUUGCCUUCAUUUGAGAUCUAAAGAUGCAACCUUUACUAUUUUUCGGACAUUGUAAGAUCACAUUACUUUAAAUCAAUUGGAUACUCUGUUGUUGUUGCCUUCAUUUAAUAUUGUUCCCACAUUGUAAGAUCACAUUACCUUGAAUCAGUUUGAUACUCUGUUUUUGUUGCCAUCA